AAAUACCUACACUAUUUCCAGAGCCACCCUUUUCUCCAUUGCAUACAGUCCUCUCCCGAGCUCCAAAAGCUCCAAAGACAACAAUCGCUCUCUUCUAAAAUACAGGCAUAUAUUCCCCGUUAUUUCCCUUUCCCAACCCUAGAUUUAGGGUUUUCUUCGCUGCGCUCGUUUGCCUCUGUAAUGCCCCAUCUACACUCGCUUCAAUUACGGAAAUCCCAAUGUACGGACACCCACAGACCCUAAACAUGCCCAAUCAGAUCUCCGCGGCAGCCGAGGACGACGACGUUUCCGGCGCCGGUGCCGGCGCCGAGUCAAUCGAUAACUCCCUCAUUCGCUACGAAGCCCACUCAAUUGACGACGCUGCCGGCUCAGUAGGCGGUAUAGUCGAUGACGUCACUGCUGACGCUGUGUACAGUCAUGGUGGUAGUGAUGGUGGAGCCUCGGAGAUGGUGAUUCAGCGUCACGACGGCACCAGCCAGCUCACGCUCUCGUUUCGAGGCCAAGUUUAUGUGUUCGACUCUGUUACCCCCGAUAAGGUUCAAGCAGUGUUGCUGCUUUUAGGUGGAUGCGAACUAUCUUCAGGCCCACAAGCGGAGAUGUUGCCUCAAAACCAGAGGGGUGGUGUGAUGGAGUACCCUGUAAAGUGUAGUCAACCGCAAAGAGCAGCUUCAUUGAAUAGGUUCCGGCAGAAGAGAAAAGAGAGAUGCUUCGAUAAGAAAGUUAGAUAUAGUGUUCGUCAAGAGGUUGCUCUCAGGAUGCAGCGUAAUAAGGGCCAAUUUACUUCUUCCAAAAAGUCUGAAGGAGCUUAUAAUUGGGGUGCACUCCAGGAGUCAGGGCAAGAUGAUAAUCCACAAGAAGCCUCAUGUACACAUUGCGGCAUAAGUUCAAAGUCCACUCCAAUGAUGCGGCGGGGGCCAGCUGGUCCAAGGUCUCUUUGCAAUGCCUGUGGACUUUUUUGGGCAAACAGGGGGGCUUUGAGGGAUCUUUCCAAGAAAACCCAUGAUCAUUCUCUGACUCUACCUGAGCAGGGUGAAGGUGUAGCUAAUGAUUCGGACAGCGUAACUGGAAUCCAUACAAACAACAAUCUCGUUACUUACUCAAAUGGUGAUAACUCGGCUUUAAUAGCUGAGCAGUGAGUUGCAGUUAUCUUUACAAAAAAGACUAAUAGCAGUUGCCUCUGGCAUCAUUCAAGUAGGUUUGUAGUAUUUUCAUUUGGCUUGUCCAUCCAGUCAGUGUACAGAUGUAAUAGUGCCACCGUCAUCAUCAUCAUAAUCAUCAUCGUCAUCAUCUAUCAAAUGCAAGAGGAUCUCUCUUUUCUUAAUUAUUGGCACAAUGCAAAAGAUUAUUGCCAGUGGAUCAUCUUCUGAUGUAUCAGCAUGAAGCCUCACUUAUCUUAUCUAUAUUGGUAAUCAUGUAUACCAUAUAAAACUUUUGAUGCUACAAACACCCAUGCCGUGGCACGGUUCAGUGAAAGUCUAUAGCAUUUCUUUCUUCUUAAUCUUUUCAAUAAAAUAGUCGAGAGAUAUGAAUUGUUCA
This is a messenger RNA of Juglans microcarpa x Juglans regia, 1536 nucleotides long. Its product is annotated as GATA transcription factor 25-like. The record is from RefSeq and is a predicted model, not a curated record. Lineage: Eukaryota; Viridiplantae; Streptophyta; Magnoliopsida; Fagales; Juglandaceae. Gene Ontology annotation, molecular function: zinc ion binding; protein binding; sequence-specific DNA binding. Bases 219 to 1136 code for a protein of 305 amino acids. Gene Ontology annotation, biological process: regulation of DNA-templated transcription. The transcript has 7 exons.